Leptinotarsa decemlineata (Colorado potato beetle) is the source of this 1288-nucleotide messenger RNA. Its product is annotated as chromobox protein homolog 3. The record is from RefSeq and is a predicted model, not a curated record. Gene Ontology annotation, cellular component: nucleus. NCBI's taxonomy places the organism in Eukaryota, Metazoa, Arthropoda, Insecta, Coleoptera, Chrysomelidae.
GUUAUGGUUUUGCGUGUUCUGUGUUCUAUAAGUAGUUAAGAAUUGAUAUUGAUGUUAUUAGUUGUAGCGUCUUUUGAAUUAAGAUAUUUUGAAUUGUUAACUAAUCAAUUGAAACAUUUUUGGUAUCCAGCAGCUCAUGUUUAAUAUUCUUUUGACUUCAUAAAAUACUUAACAAAGUAAGGUACUCUCGCCAAUAUGAGUAAAAGAAAUAGUCCUGUUCCUCCUGAGCAGCUAGAACCUGUUGCAGCUGAAGAAUUUGUUGUGGAAAAAAUCAUUAGCAGUCGAGUCAAUGAAAAGGGAGUAACAGAGUACUACUUGAAAUGGAUUGGAUAUGAUGAAAAAGAAAAUUCAUGGGAGCCUGAAGAGAAUUUGGAUUGUCCAGGUCUUAUUGAAGCAUUUAAGAAAGAUCAAGCACGAAAAGAAAAAGAUGCAGAGAGGAAAAGGAAGUUGAGUAUACAAUCUGAUGGAAAAAGUACAAAGAAAAGGAAUGACGAAAAAAAAUCCCUGGGGUUCGAUAGGGGUCUACAGCCAGAGAAAAUAAUUGGCGCCACUGAUAGUCCAGGUCAACUGAUGUUUCUGAUAAAGUGGACAGGAACAGAUGAAGCAGAUCUAGUUCCUGCCAAAUUAGCAAAUGAAAAGUGUCCUCAAGUGGUAAUAAAAUUUUACGAAGAGCGUCUGAAGUGGCAUUCUCCCAAUUUAGAAGAGAACAAAACCAACCCCGAGUAAUUUUUUGAAAUAUUCUAUAAGCAUAGACUAUAAGAUAAUAGAAAUAUUGACUUGGUAAACUGAAGCCAGUAUCGGAAUCAAUUUGGUUUUAUUUUAUAGAAACAAAGUCUGUAACUAAAUAUAUGUAUUUUUUUUUGUGAUUAGUUUGUCUGGUUUCAAUGCAAUUCAACAUUCAUCAAACUUUUUUCAGGAAAUUAUUUUUUUUUGUCAAGGUAGUUGAUAUCUCAUUGUUUACUUGGAAGUUGAAUGGUAACUGUGAUAAUAAUCAUACAAUUAUGCUUAUUGUAUAAUUAUUAUCAUAAAUUUUCACCAAUAAAGUUGAUUGAAUAGUAAAGAAAGAAGUUAUAUAUUGAACUUUGACGCAAGAUAUGAAGUGGACAAAAGACCAUCAUGUAACUUUUUUCUGAAAGCAAUGAAAAUAACACCAGCCUUUGAUAUUGAAAUUUUUAUAAAAUCUUUAUUGUUUCUCAUUUUUUGUGAAAUAUUUCAGUCACUGUAACCACUAGAAUAUUUUUCUAUUUGUGAUUUAUGUACUAGUUAUUAAAGUCUGAUUUGUCUGACA